UAUCAGUCAAAGAUAUGAAUUUGUUUCUUAUAAAGAGACGUAGAAAUGUCGCAUCAUCAUAACAGUUUUAUAAAGCAAUGAAAUAUGUAUUUAAUUACAUUAACAAUCUUCGGAGUUCUUGAGUUAUCAAUAGGUCUUCCAUUAGAAAAUUCUCAAGAUCAAAAUUCAAGAAUAGUUAAUAAUGAAACGGAAGCUUUUGCAAUACCCAAUGAUGGUUCUCAAGUGCAAAAUCUGUACAACCCUCAAGAUUUCUACCAAGCACCACGUAUAAUCAGAAGCAUGGAAGAAUCAUCAAAUCCUGAAGACUUUGGACAAAUGGAUACUGGAUUAAGUCAUGAAGAAUCUUUAAGAACCCUUGAGCAAGGAUUAAGAAUAGUAGGAGGUGAAUAUGCUUCAGAAGACGAAGCAAGACAUAUGGUAGGAUUAAUAUUUGGUGAAUAUCUAAAGGUCUUUUUAUGCGGAGGAUCUUUAAUAUCACAAAAGACAGUAUUAACAGCCGCGCAUUGUAUAGACGAAGUAGUGUGGUUUGGUCAGCUGCAAAAAUCACUCCGAGGUCAGAUAGGGAGUGUUUAUAUAAGUAAAGGAUAUACAGCUAUAAAGUUUUCUGGAUUUGAGAAACAUCCUGAUUGGGAUAAAGCGGAAAUCAAGAAUGAUAUUGGUGUGUUGAAGAUGGUUGAGCCUGUCAAUGAUUCGCGUGUCAGAAUAAUCAAAUUAGACUUCAAAUGGCUUGGAGGAGGAAAAAAAGUGACUAUUGCAGGUUGGGGAUCGUUACAACAUUUAGGGUCGAAUCCUGAUCGUCUCCAAUUACUUGAUGUAUAUACUCUGAGUUCUAAAGAGUGUGAGGAAGGUGUUAAUGAAGCGAAUCUACAGAAUAGGUCUUCGCCGCCUGUUGAUUCUUCUGUGGAAGUUUGUACUAUGCAUAGGAAUGGUGCUGGGCAAGGCAUGUGUCACGGAGACUCUGGGAGUGCUGUAAUGUCAAAUCCUGAACUUCGUGAGGACAUAUCUAUAAUGGGGAUAGUCUCUUGGGGAUUUCCUUGUGCGCUUGGACAUCCUGAUGUGCAUACGCGUCUUAGUGCGUAUGAGAGUUGGCUGAGGCCUAUUUUGGAGGCGGAUGGCGUUGUUAUUUAGGAAUAAUUGUUACAAAGUUGUCUAGUCAGUGAACACAGUGAUGCUAGUGAUCUUCGUCUUCAUAGGAAGUGUUAAAAUUUUUGUUAUUUACGUUGUUUGUAUUAUGAGUGUUUUUACUGUUAAUUGUUAAAGGUAAUUAUAAUAAAGAUCUCCAUUAAUGAACAAAUGUUAUAUGCUUAAUAUAACGCAUAGUAUAUAACUGACUUCAGUUCAGUUUCUCCAUCCAAUUCUUCUUGAGACUGGUGUGGGUGGUGGAUUUUAUUGGCAUAGGUGCUUACCAAAAGUGGCUUUCCAGCACAGAAAAGGUCCUUCCGCUUCAAGUCCAAUAGCGACCGAUAUCAGUGAUAUCACCUUUAUUGAAACAUGAGGGAACCCUUCUGGUCUGGAAAGACACAAAUGAUAAAUAAAGAC
Molecule: messenger RNA, 1539 nt
Organism: Leguminivora glycinivorella
Lineage: Eukaryota; Metazoa; Arthropoda; Insecta; Lepidoptera; Tortricidae
Product: chymotrypsin-1-like
Exons: 1
Coding region: 85-1128 (347 amino acids)
Biological process (GO): proteolysis
Molecular function (GO): serine-type endopeptidase activity
Source: RefSeq, a predicted model, not a curated record